GGCGUCCACGGCGGCGGCGGCAACAUCACCAGUCCGGACUAGCGAUGCCGGUGGUUUGACGUCCGCGCCGCGCACUUUUCACCCGCUCUCCACGCGUACUAUGCUCUUCUAUUCUUCCUCCUUCACGUCUUUUUGCCCGUCUUUUGUCCCGCCGCCGUCACCGCCGACGACGACGACGACGGUCCGACGACACAUCCGUGCGACAUUCGCCCCGUCGGACGACCUAACCCUUCCUUCUCCCAUCCCUUAACACUGCACCCUGUCCCUUGUCCGAAGCAACUGCGUACAAUUCCACGCCGUCUAUCCUCGAUCAACCGACGAUCCCCUCGAAAGUGCGCUUCUCGUUUCGGUUUUUUUUUCUUUUUUCGUCCGUCUACACGCUCUCUGUCUAUCAUCUUUACAUACACUCAUCUAUCUUCCGAUUUAUCUUUCACACUCUCAUUGUACAUAACACGUAAUAAUAAUAUAAUCAAAUAUUUUAUGUGCAUUAGGUAUAUAUUUAUAAAAUAAAUUAUAGUAUACCGUUGAACGCACAAAUAUAUUUUAUACAUAUAUAUACAUGUAAAAAAUCAUCCACAACAUAAACACACACAUUCAUACUACCAUAGUUUUUACGGUCUGUUAGACCGUUUUUUUUUUUACUUAACGAAUUUAAUUUACACGUCGUUUUAAUAUUUGUAUUUCGUGAAAAUAAUUAAAUAUACCCCAGUGCGGCGCGUAUUUUUCGAACGGUGGCCAUUGGAAAUUUAUGGGACCCGCUCUCGCGGAUGCAAGUUGUACAACCGUUUCAAUGAGAAAUGGAAUCGUUAAUAGAGGACCAAAACAGACCGGCGGAACUUUUGUCGCCAUCGAGAGGAAGGAGGAAACAAGCAAAACCACAGCGGAAAAAUGUGGAAAACAUCGAUUGUGACAUCGUAGACCACUAUCAGGAGAUGACUCUAUGUGCGGAACAAGAUGACGAAAUUAUCAUCAACCCAGACACCAACCACAAUCAUCAACCAUUGCUCUCAGUCGACACCAAUACCAAACAACGAUUCGACGAAGACAGUCAACUACUCGAAGAUACUAAAGAUUCUUCCACGUCAGCGAACGAAGAUUCGACGAGUAGAGAGGAUGAAGAAGACAUGGCAGCUAAUGACGAAGAGGAUGGUGCAGAUGCUGUUAGAGACGACGAAGGAGAGAUGGCAAGAAAAGACUGCGACAAAGUUCCGUUGCCCGGCAUGGGUCUGGAGAGUCUGAUCAAGGGUUAUCACGAGCAGCAACAGCAACAACAGCAGCACGGCCGAGAUUCGUUGGAAUUGCAGGGAACGCUCAAGGAACGCUUGAACGGCGGGUGCCGCACCAGGCCACCUUCGACACAAUCGUCGCCGCCUCCGAGUUCGAUGAUCGCCGGCACCGGUCCGUACGGUUGCCUGCAGUGCAACGCAACUUUCGGAAAUCGCGACCUGCUCGAAAAACACGAACUGCUCCAUUCUCCGAACGCCCAAGUGUCGUGCAAAGUAUGCAACAAAACAUUCGCCAACGUGUACCGUCUCCAAAGGCACAUGAUAAGCCACGACGAAAGUGCGGUGCUUCGGAAGUUCAAAUGUCCGGAGUGCGAAAAAGCAUUCAAGUUCAAACAUCAUCUCAAGGAACAUAUUCGAAUUCACAGUGGUGAAAAACCCUUCGAAUGCUCCAACUGCGGUAAACGAUUCUCACAUUCUGGUUCGUAUUCGAGUCAUAUGACUUCCAAAAAGUGCCUGGUCAUCAACAUGAAAAUGGUCGGCCGCGGGUCGCAAGCCAACAGCCGAAACGGAACCCAACAACAACCGAAUAACAUUUACGCGGUAAAGCGUCACGGUUCAAACAACAACAACAACAAUAGCAAUCACAACAACAACAUAAACAACAACAACAAUAGUAAUAACGCGUUCGCGCCGAUGUUGCCAUUGUCAGUAGUGCCGACUAUAACGCCACCACCUUCAUCAUUCUACCACCCACCGCCGACAACGGACGCGGCUAAUGUUGCCCGAAUAUACUUCCCUAACCUAUUUAACACAUCGAAUAACUUCGACAUUCACAGCUUGCUACGGCCGUCGGUGGUAUCCCCGGUGCCUGUGAAACAAGAACUACAAGAUGACUGUUGCAACGACAGCAAGAAGACGAUCGAUGUGGUGACGGAUGACUGCAAGGAUAACGAGAGUGGUGGCGAAGACGAGGAUGAAGACGAGGACGAUAAGUACGAUAACGUGAUCGACGUGGUGAACGUGGCGAAGAAGGAUCGCGAAGAUGGCAGAGGCAGCGGUAGCGGUGGCGAAGAAGAUGUGGUCAAGAGACUACUUGAGACGGUCAACGUUUCGGCGGUCACCAAGCAGCUGAUGAUGACCAACGCUGCCAUUCACUACCAGCAGCAACACCUCCACCACCACCAGCCACCACCAUCUUGCGGUUCAUCCGGUGGAUGCCCGAGUGUGAUGAGCGAAUCUCCACCAUAUCACCAACAACAGCCGCAUCAUCAACACCACCUGCAGAGGCCCGAAGGGUUAGCCGCCAAACUGGAAGAUUGCUGCAUACUCGCCGGCAAAACAGUCAACAACAACAUUAACAACAACAACAGUAACCACAACAAUAACGGCCGUUGCGGCGGUGGUACGUACGACGCGAGCAGCGACUGUUACACGGACGAUGAGCACAGACCGUGCACAACGGAGGAAGAGGACUCGGUAGACCAGGACGGUCGUAAGAUCCGCGUCCGGUCACAGAUCGCCGACGAACAACUGGUCGUGCUCAAGGAGUGCUACGCGGCCAACCCGCGACCUAAACGUGAGGAACUGUGCAGGAUCGCGGACAGGAUUGGUUUCAAGGUGCGCGUCGUCCAGGUGUGGUUCCAGAACAAUAGAGCGCGGGACAGGCGCGAGGGCCGCCUGGUUCACAUGCCGUACUCACCGGCCAUGACCACGGAAACGGGUGCUGCCGCUAUGGCCGCGGCCGUAGCCGCCGCCGCUGCAACCGCUGCAUCCACACCGAAUCCGGAACAGCCGCUCGACCUGUCUAUGGGCCGCGGACGCCGCGAUGACUGUAGGGACGGUGACGACGAAUCCGCUGGUAGCGCUGUCAACCUGUCAUUGGACGUCGGUCAAAAUUGGACCAACAAAAAACGGGACAGCUGCGACUCGUCGCCAACGCCUGUGCAGAACCGCAGAACACCGCAUGACUACUAUCCGACACCGUCGCUCGUUUACGCCACUCCACCACCGCCUCCGCCAACCAAUCAUCCUGCGUCCCAUUCGCCCAUACCGGCCGUCGCGCUUCGGCACAAUGGCAGUUUGAGCCCUGCGUCCGAUAAACGUUCGUGGAAGAGAGGAUACGGAGACUGGAGCGACAUGACGGACGAAGCCGAAGAUUCGGGAUGCACGUCCCAAGAUCCAGACGAUGCAGUGUCCACCGGAGGUAGUGGUAACAACAAUAACAGCAGUAGUGUUGCAUCGACCACCACGGUCAGUUCACCGAGCAAAAAGUCCAAAACGUCAUCUGUGGAAUCAGCCGAAGUACCUGAUCAGAGACCGCACAAGUGCGACGUGUGUCCGAAGGCGUUCAAACAUAAACACCAUCUGACCGAGCAUAAGCGGCUUCACAGCGGCGAAAAACCGUUCCAGUGUUCUAAGUGCAUGAAACGUUUCUCGCAUUCGGGUUCGUACAGCCAACACAUGAACCACCGGUUCUCGUAUUGCAAACCGUACAGAGAGUAAGGGAGAACAUACAACUUUACAUACGGCUUUUCAACUCCACAUCCCCCGCCUCUACAAUACUCCUUAUCAACACCCCACAACAGCAAACAUCCUCCUCCCCAACGAAACGACGUGAUUUUUAUUUUUUUUUUUUUAUCGUGUCAUUAUAAUAUUAUACUAUUGUAUGAAAAACAAAAAAAAAAAUAUGACAGAUUCUUUUGAAAUGACGUCUACACUACAUA
Molecule: messenger RNA, 3949 nt
Organism: Sipha flava (yellow sugarcane aphid)
Lineage: Eukaryota; Metazoa; Arthropoda; Insecta; Hemiptera; Aphididae
Gene: zfh1
Product: zinc finger protein 1
Exons: 8
Coding region: 798-3728 (976 amino acids)
Biological process (GO): regulation of transcription by RNA polymerase II; anatomical structure development
Molecular function (GO): RNA polymerase II cis-regulatory region sequence-specific DNA binding; DNA-binding transcription factor activity, RNA polymerase II-specific
Source: RefSeq, a predicted model, not a curated record